Molecule: messenger RNA, 2312 nt
Organism: Leptonychotes weddellii (Weddell seal)
Lineage: Eukaryota; Metazoa; Chordata; Mammalia; Carnivora; Phocidae
Source: RefSeq, a predicted model, not a curated record
UGCUGGCGGAAGUAAGCUACACAUCCGCCUUCGAACUACGCCGAGAGCUUUUUGAAAAUCGUAAACUGACGACUUCGUUCGAUGUAUAAGUGAAUUUAAUUUAUGGCGAGGUUUCUUUUUCCUGGAGUUCCCAGUGGGAGGCAAUAGGCUUCUCUUCCCAAACUAAAGAUGUCCACCAAGUGUUGGAUUUGUGGGUAAAUGGGAGUCAGGAUUGAAAUGGGCGACCGUGCUUGAGUCCUGCCUGUGGAUGACGCUCCUCUUGGAGCGGACCUGACUUUUCCAGCCAGAAUGGCCGAGUGCUAGUGCCCGCCUCCAAUGUGACCCAAUCAGAAAGAGGGAAAGGCUGGGAACUAAGUAGCGAUUGGCUGGAUCCUGGGCCAAUCGGAAGAGUCCUGAUUUGGCGGGAGUGUUGACUGCCGCAGCAGCUCUUGGAAUCUCUGCCCUAGCUCUCGGGGUCCGGCCGCCGUGGCCAUGUUCGUGUCCGAUUUCCGCAAGGAGUUCUACGAGGUGGUCCAGAGCCAGAGGGUUCUUCUCUUCGUGGCCUCGGACGUGGACGCUCUGUGCGCUUGCAAGAUCCUUCAGGCCCUGUUCCAGUGCGAUCACGUGCAGUAUACCCUGGUUCCAGUUUCUGGGUGGCAAGAACUUGAAACUGCAUUUCUUGAGCAUAAAGAACAGUUCCGUUAUUUUAUCCUCAUAAACUGCGGAGCUAACGUAGACCUAUUGGAUAUCCUUCAGCCUGAUGAAGAUGCCAUAUUUUUUGUGUGUGACACCCACAGGCCAGUCAAUGUCGUGAAUGUAUACAAUGAUGCCCAGAUCAAACUACUCAUUAAACAAGAUGAUGACCUUGAAGUUCCUGCCUAUGAUGAUAUCUUCAGAGAUGAAGAAGAGGAUGAAGAGCAUUCAGGAAGUGAAAGUGACAAUGGGUCAGAGCCUUCUGAGAAGCGCACACGGUUGGAAGAGGAGAUAGUGGCACAAACCAUGAAGAGGAGGCAGCGAAGAGAGUGGGAGGCCCGGAGAAGAGACAUCCUCUUUGACUAUGAACAGUAUGAAUAUCACGGGACGUCGUCAGCCAUGGUGAUGUUCGACUUGGCGUGGAUGAUGUCCAAGGACUUGAAUGAUAUGCUGUGGUGGGCCAUCGUUGGACUAACAGACCAGUGGGUACAAGACAAGAUCACCCAGAUGAAGUACGUGACCGACGUCGGCGUCCUGCAGCGCCACGUGUCCCGGCACAACCACCGGAAUGAGGACGAGGAGAACGCCCUCUCUGUGGACUGUACGCGGAUCUCCUUCGAGUAUGACCUCCGCCUGGCGCUCUACCAACACUGGUCCCUCCAUGACAGCCUGUGUAACACAUGCUACACCGCGGCCCGGUUCAAGCUCUGGUCUGUGCACGGGCAGAAGCGGCUCCAGGAGUUCCUCGCCGACGUGGGCCUCCCCUUGAAACAGGUGAAGCAGAAGUUCCAGUCCAUGGACAUCUCCUUGAAGGAGAAUUUGCGGGAGAUGAUCGAAGAGUCUGCAAAUAAAUUUGGGAUGAAGGACAUGCGUGUGCAGACUUUCAGCAUUCACUUUGGGUUCAAGCAUAAGUUCCUGGCCAGCGAUGUGGUCUUUGCCACUAUGUCGCUGAUGGAGAGUCCCGAGAAGGACGGCUCAGGGACCGAUAACUUCAUCCAGGCUCUGGACAGUCUCUCCAGGAGUAACCUGGACAAGCUCUACCAUGGCCUGGAACUCGCUAAGAAGCAGCUGCGAGCCACACAGCAGACCAUUGCCAGCUGCCUCUGCACCAACCUUGUUAUCUCCCAGGGGCCCUUCCUCUACUGCUCCCUCAUGGAGGGCACUCCGGACAUUGUGCUAUUUUCCAAACCAGCGUCCCUGAGCCUGCUCAGCAGACACCUGCUCAAGUCCUUUGUGUUUUCGACAAAGAACCGGCGCUGCAAGCUGUUGCCCUUGGUGAUGGCUGCACCCCUGAGUGUGGAGCAGGGCACCGUGACUGUGGUGGGCAUCCCCCCAGAGACCGACAGCUCGGACAGAAAGAACUUUUUUGGGCGGGCGUUUGAGAAGGCCGCAGAGGGCACCAACUCCCGAACGUUACACAACCAUUUCGACCUCUCAGUAAUUGAACUGAAAGCAGAGGAUCGGAGCAAGUUUCUGGAUGCACUUGUUUCCCUCCUGUCCUGAGGAGUUUGAUCUCUGCAGACAUGACCUCCUCCUUAUUUAUAUUAACUGGGUUUUAUUUAGACUGUAAGUUAUGGACAUAGUUUUAGAUGCAGGGACAGUUGGUUUUUAAUGGAAUAAAAUGUUCGUUUUAGUUUUGG